AUGGAUAGGGAUAACACCAAAGAUUUUAAACACAAACAAAGUCUCUUCGUUGCGUCUCUUCGUUUACAAAGCGUCUCUUCGUUUACAAAGCCCAAGCGUCUCUUCGGUCUUUCGUUUCGUCUCUUCGUUUCAAAGCCCAAGGUCUCUUCGUUUAAAAGCCCAAGCGUCUCUUCGUUUAUAAAGCCCAAGCGUCUCUUCGUUUACAAAGAAGCGUCUCUUCGGCCCAAGGUCUCUUCGUUUACAAAAAGCGUCUCUUCGUUUACAAAGCCCAAGCGUCUCUUCGUUUACAAAGAGCGUCUCUUCGUUUACAAAGAGCGUCUCUUCGUUUACAAAGCCCAAAACAAAGCCCAAGCGUCUCUUCGUUUACAAAGCCCAAGCGUCUCUUCGUUUACAAAGCCCAAGCGUCUCUUCGUUUACAAAGCCCAAGCGUCUCUUCGUUUACAAAGCCCAAGCGUCUCUUCGUUUACAAAAGCGUCUCUUCGUUUACAAAGCCCAAGCGUCUCUUCGUUUACAAAAGUCUCUUCGUUUACAAAGCCCAAGCGUCUCUUCGUUUACAAAGCCCAAGCGUCUCUUCGUUUACAAAGCCCAAGCGUCUCUUCGUUUACAAAGCCAAGCGUCUCUUCGUUUACAAAGCCCAAGCGUCUCUUCGUUUACAAAAAGCGUCUCUUCGUUUACAAAGCGUCUCUUCGUUUACAAAGCCCAAGCGUCUCUUCGUUUACAAAGCCCAAGCGUCUCUUCGUUUACAAAAGCCCAAGCGUCUCGUUUACAAAGCCCAAGCGUCUCUUCGUUUACAAACAAGCGUCUCUUCCAAAGCGUCUCUUCGUUUACAAAGCCCAAGCGUCUCUUCGUUUACAAAAAGCGUCUCUUCGUUUACAACCCAAGCGUCUCUUCGUUUACAAAGCCCAAGCGUCUCUUCGUUUACAAAGCCCAAGCGUCUCUUCGUUUACAAAGCCCAAGCGUCUCUUCGUUUACAAAGCCCAAGCGUCUUCGUUUACAAAGCCCAAGCGUCUCUUCGUUUACAAAGCCCCAAGCGUCUCUUCGUUUACGUCUCUUCGUUUACAAAGCCCAAGCGUCUCUUCGUUUACAAAAAGCGUCUCUUCGUUUACAAAGCCCAAGCGUCUCUUCGUUUACAAAGCCCAAGCGUCUCUUCGUUUACAAAGCCCAAGCGUCUCUUCGUUUACAAAGCCCAAGCGUCUCUUCGUUUACAAAGCCCAAGCGUCUCUUCGUUUACAAAGCCCAAGCUCCUCUUCCUCAUCCCUCUCUCUUUUCAGCAAGAGGAUCGAGGUAGGCAUUUCUUCCACCACCACAAAUAGAUCCAACUCUGGAAGUACAAGAACCUGCUCUUCCACCUGCUGUUCCUCUGUGUGGAAAGAUCCCUCUCAAGGGCCUGCCUGUCCACACAACAGAUUUUUCUCUACUCCAGGGACAUUGUUCCUACGAGGGCACAACUUUGAUAAACAUCCCACAGAACCAGAGGACCAACAGGGAUGCCAGCACUCCACUACCUCAAAGAUGGACCUUCCAAUGCAGAGUGCCUACAUACUUAGUCUGCAAUAUCACUGCCUUUGUGGCGAGGACACUUCCUGCCAACACUUUUGCCACCUCCUCCAGUGCCAUCAGGAAAUCCCACAUAGCAUUGUUCCUCCUCGCCAAGAUGUUUACAGCCAUGUUGAGGCUUUCUAG
Acanthosepion pharaonis is the source of this 1683-nucleotide messenger RNA. Lineage: Eukaryota; Metazoa; Mollusca; Cephalopoda; Sepiida; Sepiidae. The record is from the annotation of a GenBank genome assembly.